Messenger RNA from Pelmatolapia mariae (spotted tilapia), 973 nucleotides. RefSeq names its product myosin regulatory light chain 2, atrial isoform-like. The transcript has 7 exons. Lineage: Eukaryota; Metazoa; Chordata; Actinopteri; Cichliformes; Cichlidae. The coding region runs from base 109 to 627 and encodes 172 amino acids. The record is from RefSeq and is a predicted model, not a curated record. Gene Ontology annotation, biological process: heart contraction; cardiac muscle tissue development. Gene Ontology annotation, molecular function: calcium ion binding. Gene Ontology annotation, cellular component: myofibril; cytoplasm.
CUCAGCUAUCCAUGGCAGUCUAUUAUAGGAGGGUAAGAGAUAAGAUAACAUGGGCUACACAUAAAACCCUCCAUCAUCGCCUGGAUUGGAGUAAACCUUCAUUCAGACAUGGCAAGCAAGAAAGCUUCCAACAAGAGGCAGAGGGGAGGACAGAAAUCCUCCUCAAAUGUCUUUUCCAUGUUUGAGCAGUCUCAGAUACAGGAGUUCAAGGAGGCGUUUGGUUGCAUUGACCAAGACAGAGAUGGUGUUAUCAAAAAACAGGACCUGAAGGAAACUUAUGCACAACUGGGGAAGCUAAAUGUCAAAGAGGAGGAGUUGGAUGAAAUGCUGAAUGAAGGGAAGGGUCCCAUCAACUUUACUGUAUUUCUGACACUUUUUGGGGAGAAACUCAGUGGUACUGAUCCUGAAGACACCAUACUAGCAGCCUUCAAACUUUUUGACCCCAAUGGAACAGGCUUUGUUAAUAAGGAUGAAUUUAGACGAUUACUGAUGAAUCAGGCUGAUAAAUUCACAGCAGAGGAGGUGGAUCAGGCAUUCGCUCUCGCUCCCAUAGAUCCAACUGGAAACAUUGACUACAAGUCUCUCUGCUACAUCAUCACACACGGAGAUGAGAAGGAAGAAUCAUGAACAGGACGGUUGUGUGAAGGCAUAUCAUGAAGUCCAACUAAACCCAUUUUACCUUGACUGUUAAUAAUUUGACCUGUCUGCAGUGCAGUGCUGUCCUUGAGUUAGUGAAAGUAAUAAGCCCUAUGCCCAGUACAUGUGAACUUAACUGAAAUCUAAGCCCAAUGAGAUGUGGGAUAAUCAAUAUCAAUCAAAAAGGAAUAAUCAAGCAUGAUUUUAAGAUGGGGAAUCCUUUUCUGACACAUGGUCACAGGACCGCAUGGUGUGAGAAGAAGGUAAGAAUUUUUGCUCUAGAAAUCAUUUUUAAAAUGGCAUAAAUUGUAAAUGACAGAUACGUGUAUGUGCUGUA